Drosophila subpulchrella is the source of this 2255-nucleotide messenger RNA. It is a transcript of the gene sgl, whose product is annotated as UDP-glucose 6-dehydrogenase. NCBI's taxonomy places the organism in Eukaryota, Metazoa, Arthropoda, Insecta, Diptera, Drosophilidae. The record is from RefSeq and is a predicted model, not a curated record. Gene Ontology annotation, cellular component: nucleus; cytosol. Gene Ontology annotation, biological process: glycosaminoglycan biosynthetic process. The coding region runs from base 178 to 1608 and encodes 476 amino acids. The transcript is spliced from 3 exons. Gene Ontology annotation, molecular function: NAD binding; UDP-glucose 6-dehydrogenase activity.
UUGUUUUCCGCCGCCGCGCAAAGUCAGAUUCCUCGGACCGCUCGACCGAAAAGCACGCGACUCGACAGCCGCCGGAAAAGGGAAAACGGGAAAAUCGCCAAAGGGACGGAACGGAAGGAAAAGCCGAACGGCAACAGCAAAACAAAACAGACGAGGAAAAGCGGUGCAAUCACAAUCAUGAAGGUCUGCUGCAUUGGGGCUGGCUAUGUCGGGGGUCCGACCUGCGCGGUGAUGGCGCUCAAGUGCUCCGACAUCGUGAUAACCCUGGUGGACAAGAGCUCCGAGCGGAUUGCCCAGUGGAAUUCGGAUAAAUUGCCCAUUUACGAGCCGGGUCUGGAUGAGGUGGUGAAGAAGUGCCGCAAUGUGAACCUCUUCUUCUCCACGGACAUCGAGACGGCCAUCAAGGAGGCGGACCUCAUCUUCAUCUCGGUGAACACGCCCACAAAGACCUGCGGCAAUGGCAAGGGUCGAGCGGCGGACUUAAAGUACGUGGAGAGUGCAGCCCGAAUGAUCGCCGAGAUCGCGCAGUCCAACAAGAUCGUGGUGGAGAAGAGCACAGUGCCCGUGCGGGCGGCGGAAAGCAUCAUGCACAUACUCCGGGCGAACCAAAAGCCCGGCAUCCACUACGACAUUCUGUCCAAUCCAGAGUUCCUGGCCGAGGGCACUGCCAUCAACGACCUCCUGAAUGCGGAUCGCGUGCUGAUCGGUGGCGAAGAGACGCCCGAGGGUCACCAGGCGGUGGAGAAGCUGUCGUGGAUCUACGAGCACUGGAUUCCCAAGCAGAACAUCCUCACCACCAACACGUGGAGCAGUGAACUGUCCAAACUGGCGGCAAAUGCCUUUCUGGCCCAGCGCAUCUCGAGCAUAAAUUCGCUGUCGGCAGUGUGCGAAGCCACUGGAGCAGAUGUCUCCGAGGUGGCGAGAGCCGUGGGUCUGGAUUCCCGCAUUGGUUCCAAGUUCCUGCAAGCCUCCGUGGGCUUCGGUGGCAGCUGCUUCCAGAAGGACAUCCUCAACCUGAUUUACAUCUGCGAGAACCUCAAUCUGCCGGAAGUGGCCGCCUACUGGCAGCAGGUGAUCGACAUGAACGAGUACCAAAAGAGGCGAUUCUCGCAAAAGAUUAUUGAGAGUUUGUUCAACACGGUUUCGGACAAGAGGAUAGCCAUCUUGGGCUUUGCCUUCAAGAAGAACACGGGGGAUACCCGCGAAACGGCGGCCAUAACUGUGUGCCAAACUCUUCUGGAGGAAGGCGCUGCCCUGGACAUCUACGAUCCGAAAGUGGAGCCCGAGCAAAUCAUCGACGACCUCACGCAUCCUAGUGUCACGGAAUCGCCGGAGAAGGUCAAGAAGGCUGUGCAGAUCCACAGUGAUCCCUACAGUGCCGUUCGAGCCACCCAUGCCUUGGUCAUCUGCACGGAGUGGGAUGAGUUUGUGGACCUGGACUUCAAGCGCAUAUACCAAUCAAUGAUGAAGCCGGCCUACAUAUUCGACGGCCGCAAGAUCCUCGACCACGAGCGACUGCUGCAGAUCGGCUUCCACGUCCAGACCAUUGGCAAGAAGUACCAGCGAGCUGGUCUGCUACGCUCCUGGGGCAUUGUGCCCCAGCUUUAGGUGCGGAGGGCGGCGGAGGUGGUGGCAUUUACACUUAAAGUUGGCGAAAUUUCCAGUAUUUGCGAGACUAAAUUGUAAAUAUCCGUAUCUGUUUCUGUAUCUGAGUGUGUGUUAGAGUGGGUCGAUUUAGAGGAUAGAGAGUGGCUAGGACAUCAAAUCUUUGACUAUCAGUAUGGCCCUGCUUAAGUUAAAGUAUAAAUAGAAAAGGUUUAUUAUUUUUAAGAAAUUAACUAUCAAUUGACUUGGUCAUUUCCUAUGAAGUAGAAAUAUAAUAUAUUCUUUAUAUGAAUUUCUAAAGAAAAUAAGCUUUGAGUUACUUAAUCGGACAUUUCAAACUACUUUGUUGUACAUAAUUAGAAAGCACAAUGAAAAUUAUUAAGGUAAAAGUUCGCCACUGAACUAAUUGGCCAAUUAAUGAAUUUAGGAAUUUAGAAUUUCCCUAAUAUCGACCCAGUCUAGCAAUUGUGUUUUUAAAUAGUUAAAGUAUUCAGCUAGGCACUCCCGAAGCGGAAAACCCGAACCGUAUUUGUAUUCAUAUUCCUAUUCCCCUGCCGAUCCGCCACUCGAGGAUCGGCAGUUGCAAUAUAAGCUCCAGCGGGACAAUCCCCUCCUGCGGCGAGUCAAUAAAAACCAGCAUUUACACGAGA